Molecule: messenger RNA, 989 nt
Organism: Liolophura sinensis
Lineage: Eukaryota; Metazoa; Mollusca; Polyplacophora; Chitonida; Chitonidae
Product: peptidyl-tRNA hydrolase 2, mitochondrial-like
Exons: 6
Coding region: 79-606 (175 amino acids)
Biological process (GO): positive regulation of anoikis; negative regulation of anoikis
Cellular component (GO): cytosol
Molecular function (GO): peptidyl-tRNA hydrolase activity
Source: RefSeq, a predicted model, not a curated record
CUGGUAAGACAGAAAAUUGCGCGAUGCCUUUGUCAGAAUCAAUUCAUAUACACUGAAGAGCGAUUUUAGUACCAGUGCAUGGUGAAGGGGUCCAGUAGCUUGAAGAUGGAGGGUCACUCAACUCUGCUCGCUGCUGCAGUAGGCCUGGGCUGUGGUCUGACACUAGGGUGGCUUCUCAGAGGACGUUUAAGGAUAAGGAGCCCCUCAGGAGCAGGAGGGGGCAGCAUGGAAAAAAGCUUUGCAGCAGAUUCUGGUGAAAUCAAACUGGUGAUUGUUGUGAGGAAUGACCUGAAAAUGGGGAAGGGCAAGGCUGCUGCUCAGUGUGCUCAUGCAGCCGUAGCUGCUGUGAGGAACCUGUCUAAGACUGACCCCCGCCUGCUGUCAGAAUGGGAGGACUGUGGUCAGCCUAAAGUCGUGGUCAAGACAGAAUCUGAAGAAUCACUUGUGGAGUUGGCAAGCCUGGCAGUUUCUAAAGGUCUGACUGCGAGUAUAAUACGAGAUGCAGGACGCACUCAAAUUGCCCCGGGGUCAAAAACAGUAUUGGGGGUAGGACCAGGGCCUGCAGACUUGGUGGAUGAAGUGACUGGAUCUCUGAGGCUAUACUGACGUUCAUUGUAAAUAGCUACAUUUUAUCUCAAAAAAACAAAACAAAAGAAUAAAUAUAUACGUAAAUAAAUUGUAAUUUAUGCAAGUGCAUGCACAUAUACACUGUAUCACAGAAAACUUUUAAAUGGAUGUUCAGUUGAAUGUAGCAGUAGAGGAGUUUUUGUUUCAAACUCUGUCAUUAAAGGUAAAAGCAGUCCUGCUGUAUCAUGUGACAUGUGAAUAGUGCUAGGCAACCUUUGUUCACAAUAAUUUAUGGAUCACUUGUCUCACCGUGUUCCAGAGGCACAAAUAAUACCUCUUUGCUUUAGAAAUUUCUUUAGUUCACAAACAUUCAGCUCCUCAAUUUUCGUCUACUCGAAAUAAAUUAUAUAUAUUAUAUUAUA